Messenger RNA from Ostrea edulis (European flat oyster), 3853 nucleotides. RefSeq lists its product as uncharacterized. Gene Ontology annotation, biological process: apoptotic signaling pathway. Bases 417 to 1532 code for a protein of 371 amino acids. The record is from RefSeq and is a predicted model, not a curated record. NCBI's taxonomy places the organism in Eukaryota, Metazoa, Mollusca, Bivalvia, Ostreida, Ostreidae. Gene Ontology annotation, cellular component: mitochondrion; membrane. The transcript has 7 exons.
UUAUUACGUAAGAUAUUUUCCACAAAGCAUAGCUAUAAGUUUGUAAAGCGUACUUCGAUAAAUAACUAAUAUACUUUUUUUUUUAAGGUCGAUAUGUAAGUUAAUUAUAUAAGGUAGCAAUUAUAUGCACACCAUUGGGUUCCAUUUGACCUCAAUUUGGGACCAUUUGACUUCCAUUUGGGUCCAUUUGCUUUCCAUUUGGGUCCUUUUGGGUUCAUUUGGGUCCAUUUGGGAAAUCGACGCACCCGCAAAGAUGUAGGGUACCGGAAUCUGCCGAAGUUUGCCGAAUGGAGAUCAAAUUCACCCGAUAUACACAUGCGCUAAAUCUUCACAACAUCCUGUUGUUCGAAUUUCAUAGACGUACUACUACAAGACGACAUAGAUGGUGUAGAACGUGAUUGUUUCAAAAACCGCCCAUGUCAUCUUCUUCGACAGGAGUCAGAAGUUGGGUGGUAGUGGUGUUCCUGGAGGAGGAUGUCCUGAGUCAUCCUAUUCCUCUGGAGGAGGUGGAAGAUGCAUCAGGCCGCAAUGGUGUGGAGGCUGACCUCCAGGAGAGACAGGAGUGUAGGGCACGCUACUAUGUGGGGGACAGAAUGCGGAGGGCCGUAAUAGUCAGACGUUCAGAGAAUCGAAAAGAACUUGUGAAUUAUUAUACCAGUGUAAUGAAGCUUGAGAGAGAGGAACACACAGCAGACAGAAAUAAUACAUUGUGGCAGUACACUAAGGUGAUAGGCGGGAGUGUGGUGGUAGGAGGUUUGGCGGUGGCAGCAGCACCACUGGCUCUGUCUGCAGCAGGCUUCUCUAGCGGUGGUAUUGUGGCAGGUUCUCUGGCUGCUCGUCUAAUGUCUGUGGCAGCCAUUGCGAAAGGUGGUGGUGUGGCGGCAGCCAGUGCUGGAGGCUGGAUCGCGGCUCUACAGUCAGCAGGUGCUGCAGGCAUAUCUGCCUCAACAAAACUACUGCUGGGCUCUACAGCAGGGGGAGUGUUUGCCAUGUUUAAUAGGAAGAAACCAUCUGAAGGUAAUGAAAAUGAAGAAGACACUAUUAAGAAUAUGAAAUGCCAGGACAAGAAGGAAAAGAAAAUGGAUCUAAAUGAAAUUAGAGCUACCACAACUACAGACGGUAAUCAAACACUGGACACUGUCUGUACAUCAGAAGACGACCCCCAAGUCCGCGACAGUGUCCGUCCAUCGGAAGACGACGUCCAAGUCCGCAACAGUGACUGUCUAUCCGGAGACACUGCUGAAGUUGAGGACAUCGGCCGCUUGUUGGAUAACAAUACCCAAAGCCAGGAAGAGGAGCUGAGUGCUGGGAUUCAGUACUUAAGUCUGAAUGAAGAGACAGAACGUCUGUAUCAGGAGACUCUGAGACUUCAGGAAGCAAACCAGUGUAAGAUUUGUAUGGACAGUGAGAUGAACACUUUAUUUGAUCCCUGUGGACAUUUGUGUGCUUGUCAACAGUGUGCUGCCAGACUGAGAAAAUGUCCCAUCUGUAACAAGGUGGUGAGAAAGCUACACCGAGUGUACAAGUCGUAGGGCUGACUACUGCAGUCUAUAGUCUCAUGGGUAUACCUGUUAUUUAUUGACAGACCAACAGACUUCCUGUCAUUAGAUCACAUGAGUACAUGUAGACUCAGAUGAUCACCUAUUGUAAUCUAUGUUUUCCUUAUUGUCUUUCAGCAUGUGAUUUAAUUACAUCCUUUAGCAUUUUUUAAAAGAGAUGAUCUCCAUUCAAGUUGUAAAAAUGUUUGAAUUUGUAAAAGUUCUUCUUGACUCCAAAAAAUGAAACAAUUGUGCUGACUACAAAGUGCUAAUGAUGAAAUAGACCUGUUAGUGUACCAGAAUUGAGAUAUUUAUGGCCACUGGGUCUUGGGGUUUCUAAUGUUGGAUUGACACUCAUAGUAACAGCUCAUUUAGUGAAAAUACAUUAUUUCUCAUGAAACCUUCUUAAAUGCUUGACAUCAAACAAUCAAUUACACUUUUAAUUCAUUUGAAGAAUUUAGUGAAAAAAUGUUAAUUUUGUGACAGUGUUUCAGUAUAUUCUACGUUAGAAAAAAUCAACACCACACCCCUUCAUGAACUUAGUUCUUAUAGAGGGGAAGGAUGAUGCGGCUUGUUCAUAUAUAUAUAUUUCAUGCACAACAUCAGUUUACAUUAAUUGCUUUUGGUGAUGGUGGUGGUGGUGGUAUGUUGUUUAACAUCCGACUCAAAAAUUUUUCACUCAUAUGGAGACGUCACCAUUGCUGGUGAAGGGCUGCAAAAUAUAGGCCUCUGCUUGGUGUUUAUGGCAUUUGAGCAGGGAGGGGUCUUUAUCAUGUCACACCUGCUGUGACACAGGGCCUUGGUUUUUGCGUCCCAUUUAGUCGCCUCUUACCACAAGCAAAAUAUAUCCUACUUGUUACAAGACAUAAUGCUGCACAUGCAUAUGUUUGCAAUAUUAUUGGUUAUAUACUAGGUAAUUACGUGUAUUCUUAGUUUUCUUUGAAGUAUUAAUUAUUUACUAUGUGUAAAGAUGCCUUUCAAUUACAAAGUCUUGAACCCUGUAGAAGUAAACACCCCGCGGACUGUAGCUCUCCGUACCGUGUCAUUGUGACACAUUUUGAAGUCACCUGUGUGGCAUUAGGAUAAUGUGAUAUAAAAUGUUACUAUUUAAUGUAAGAUGUUUGAAAAUUAUAAUUACUAUUUACAUGCUGUAAUUAUGGUUUGCUACAGGAAUUAUAAUGCAAUUACAUGUUUCUUGUGUGGUUUUGUAAACAGGGAAUACACCUGUAUAAGUUUUAUUGUUGCUGUUGAUCUUUGACCGUUGUCUGUUAACAAUUUUACAUUUUUAAAUUAUUCUGUUGUUGAACAUCAAAAUUGUUACCAUUUUUGAUGUGAAGCAUCUCUAGGAUAAGAGGAAUAUAGAUUGUGAAAUUUAUUAUUAAACUUGCAACCCUUGGGGCCUCAAGGGGGGGGGGGGGUGGCAAAUGUGCUUAAAAAGGGGCCAUAUUGUCAAAAUCUUCUUCCCUACUUCUAUUCAUGUGGGGAAAAACUAAAUGGAUGGGUAUGAUGUCCAUGGGGCCCUGUACUUAAAUUGUUAAAUUUAGGUCAGGAGUUAAGGCGCUAAGACCAUAUAAUUAAUAUGUAUUAAAUCUUAGAAAAUCUUCUCUACUCCCAUAUAUAUUGGAGGAAAACUAAAUGAAUGAUUAUGAUGUCUGUGAAGCUCUCUGUCUAAACUGUGAAAUUCAUUGGUUAGGAGUUCAGGCCCUAAGAUGGGGCCAAUAUGGCCAUAUAGUGAAAAUGUUAUUAAAUCAUAGGAAAUCUUUUCUCUACUUUUUUAUAUUUGAGAAAAACUUAAUGCAUGAUUAUAAUGUCCAUGGAACUCUUUACUAAAUUGUGAAUAUCAUAGCACCUGGAUCAGAGCAGGGCCAAUAUGGCCACAUGAUAAAAAUGUAUCUAGAAAAUUAUUCUUUCUUUUAUACUUUCACAGUUAUGGGAGAUAAAUUAAAUGUGUGGUUAUGAUAAAUGUUAGUUAUGUCCUCUUAAAUUGUAAAAUUCACAGUGCAUGGGUCAGGGGUUUGGGGAUGCCAAAAUGAUUUAUAUUUUUCAAACUUCCAUUUUUGCUUCUUCUAUAAAUGAAUAGGAAUUGUGUGCAUAUUUUGAAAUGUCAUAAACAUGUGCACAAAGGACUCCAUACUGAGGCUUAAAUGCCCUGUAUAGGCUGAUACUUUUAAAAGUGAUCAUUAAGGCCCAUGGGCCAGCCUCUUGUUAAAAUGAUUGAAUUACAUGUAUAAUUGAGUAUGUGAGUCUUAUGUUUUUUUCCUAAUUGGCACUGUUAUAUAUUUACAUUACAAUAAAGUUGUAUAAUAAUACCAAAA